Messenger RNA from Ostreobium quekettii, 1998 nucleotides. NCBI's taxonomy places the organism in Eukaryota, Viridiplantae, Chlorophyta, Ulvophyceae, Bryopsidales, Ostreobiaceae. The record is from the annotation of a GenBank genome assembly.
AUGAUGGACGAGGCAUCGAGCUCCGAUGGCGAAAACUCGGAGGAGAGGAACUUGGUGGACGCUGAGGAUGAGUUCCCCGAGAUCGACGGGCUCGAGGAGCUCGAGUUGAAUGGCGCGCACGCGAUCCUGAACUUCCUGCGCUUUCACGACUUCGCAAGGGAUCCCGAGGAAACCCGGCUGCGGGACUUCCCGCGGCUACCCGUGCCCGUGGAGGCGCUCAAAGGCGAGACGCGGCAGGACAUGGACCUGUGCACGACGGACAAGGGCGUCAAGAGGCUGCUGGAGCGAACGCGCUCUGAGUACGGCGAUUUCUGCAAGGCGGAGGGGUGCACGGAUGACAAUGUUUCCGGGGCGUCUUCUUUUCCCGGAUUGGGGGGCCGGGAGGUCCAGGGGGGGGGAAUGGACGCUGUGGAAGAUGCCGGCGGCACGGCGCUGCCCUCGCCGUCUAGGGCCGGGCCGGUGUGCCCACUCCAGGCUUGGUUCGCCUCGAAAUGCCAGCCCAAGGAACGGUGCUGCUCGCAGGAGUCGUGCGCGAGCACCUCGCUAAGUCAGUCGAGCAUGGACGUCGACAUUAACCCCGCCCCGAGUCCUGGCAGGGCCGGCAACCUCAUCAACCGGCUCCUGGGCAGGGCUUCCAAGUCCCCAGCUCAGUCCUUAGUGCAUGAGAACAAGGUCGAUGGGGCCAAGCCUGGCAAGGCCAGCGGAGAUGGGAAGGCGGACCAAUGGGGAAAUGUGCACCACAUGAUUGGUGCGAGAGAGCUGGGCAUGUGCCGGGGAGGGGGCUUCUCCCGCAGCCAGCAGUGCCACGUCCUGUGCGGCAGGCGGAUACCUGCGCACCCGACACGGGUGGUGGAGGAGCUGCCCAGCCGCGGUUAUAUCGGGCAGUUUUCUGAGGAAGGGGACCUGUUUGUGGCCGCGUUCCAGGACAAGUGCAUCCGCAUUUAUGACGUGCAGUAUGGCUGGCGGCUGAGGAAGAACAUCCAUGCCAGGAUGCUCAGGUGGACUAUCACCGAUACAGCGAUCAGCCCGGAUGGCAGGCUGCUGUUGUACUCCAGCAUCACCCCAUACGUGCACCUUGUGAACAUCGGCAGCUAUGCAGAUGGCAUCGAAAGCAUCUCCAAUGUCACAGAUAUCCAUGACUCCUUAGCCUUUGGGGAGACGAGCGACGGCUCUCGGCACAUGUCUGGCAGCACGGUGGGCAUCUGGUCCCUUGCCUGGUCUCGGAAUGGCUAUGAAAUCAUAGCGGGCACGAGCGACUGCAGCAUAAUGGUGUACGACUUGGAAUCCCGGACGACGACGACCAGCGUGCAGGGGCACCUUGAUGACGUCAACGCCGUGGCCUUCGUGGACGACUCUGCCAACGUGUUUGUUUCUGGGUCCGAUGAUGCUCUCGUGAAGGUGUGGGACCGCCGAAUGCUGGGCCCGCGCCACAGGGCGGCUGGCGUGCUGGUCGGCCACACCGAGGGUGUCACCCACAUCGACAGCAAGGGCGACGGGCACUGUCUCAUCUCCAACUGCAAGGACCAGACGAUCAAGCUCUGGGACUUGAGAAAAUCCGUAACGGAGGAGACCCUGGCAAGGCGCACGGCGCCCCGCCUGCCCCAGUUCCACUGGGACUACCGCUGGAGCAAGUACCCUGGCGAGGGCUUUGACAUCGCCCACCCUGACGACUCCAGCCUGAUGACCUACAGGGGCCACGGCGUGCUGAAGACGCUCAUACGUGCACACUUCUCGCCGGCAUUCACGACUGGACAGCGGUACAUAUACACCGGCAGCUGCACCGGCUCCCUGCACGUGUUCGAUGUGGUGACUGGUGAGGAGGUGGAGACCCUUCAGCACCACGUUGUGCCCGUGCGGGACUGUGCCUGGCACCCCACGGCCCCCAUGCUGGCGUCGGUUGGGUGGGACGGCUGCAUUGUGUUGUGGGCACCGCGGGAGAGCUGCAGGGAAGACCACAGCCUCCUCAGGCGCCCCAGCGGCGACAAGUACGACUUCUGA